GAUGGCUAGUUUGUUGUGGAAGAAGGUGAUGGCGCUUAAUGCCGGGAGCCGGGGGAUUGUUUGUUCCUGUGUGAAGCAAGAGUACACGUUGUUCAGAUCCCUUCUGGGGGAAGCUGCCGUGGUUCUGGAGGAUCGUUCUGGGGGUGUGUGUGUGUGUGUUUGUGUAUGUGAGUCUGUGUAAAUUGCUUCCAGGCAUUUUAAUCCGCCCAAAUUCAGCUGGUUCAGGAGUGUCCCGGUUAGGGGUUUAGGCCCAGAAGGGUCAGCCUGGUUAACAAGAUGAGGGAUGAAUGCCCUAAGCACAGUGGGAGGCUAUAACUUGCGGCCCCUCCGGGGAAACGACGAUGCUGGGUGGUGUCGCUACAAGCAGACGCCAAGAAGACACUCAUCAGUCACAGCCAGAAGGUAGACACGCCCCCUUAAAGACGGUGAUUCCCUCCUGAGGAGCAGGACCACUUGUACGAGAAAAGGCCUCCUCCACGGUAACAGGGCUUGUUGGCUCCAGGGGCCCGCGACCUUUUCUCCUCAGCAGCGGAAGUCCUCCAACGUCAGUUUCAGGAGAAUAUGAAAGUGUUACCCAGGCUUGUUUGUUUCAUAGCUCUGCUGAUUUCUUCUCUGGAGGCCGAUAAAUGUGAGGAACGUGAAGAACCAAUAGUUUUAGUUUCAUCUGCAUAUGAAAUUGACGUUCGGUCAUGUCCUCUUAACCCAAAUGAAAGCAAUGGCACUAUAAUUUGGUAUAAAAAUGACAGCGAGACACCUGUGUCUAUGGAACGAGACUCUAGGAUUCAUCAGUACAAAGAUAAACUUUGGUUUGUUCCUGCUAAAAUAGAGGAUUCAGGACAUUACUAUUGUGCAGUAAGAAAUUCAACUUACUGCCUCAAAGUUAAAAUAACUGCAAGGUUUGUACAGCAUGAGCCUGACUUGUGUUACAAUGCACAAGCUAUAUUUACACAGAAACUACCCCUUGGAGAAGAUGGACUUCUAGUGUGUCCUUAUUUGGAAGUUUUUAGAGAUGAAAACAAUGAGUUACCCGAAAUACAGUGGUAUAAGGAUUGCCAACCUCUACUUCUCGACAAUAUAAACUUUAUUGGAAAAACAGAUAAACUCAUUGUGGCGAAUGUGACAGAAGCGCAUAAAGGGCACUAUACUUGUCAUAUAUCCUACACACACUUGGGAAAACAAUAUCCUAUUACCCGGGUUAUAGGACUUAUUACUCUAGAUGAAAUCAGGCCCACGAAGCCUCUGAUCGUGAGUCCAGUUAAUGAGACGAUGGAAGUGGACUUGGGAUCGCAGGUACAACUGAUCUGCAAUGUCACUGGCAUGUUUACUGACUUUGUGUACUGGAGGUGGAAUGGCUCAUUAAUUGAUGACAGUGACCCAGUGCUGGUGGAAGAGUAUAAACCAGUGGAAAACCCUUCCCUCAAAAGAAGGCAUACACUUAUCACAGUGCUUAAUAUUUCGGCAGUGGAAAGUAGAUUUUACCUAUAUCCAUUUACCUGUUUAGCCAAGAAUUCAUAUGGUAGAAGUGCAGCAUAUGUCCAAUUAAGACAACCAGUCCCUGAUUUCCAGAAGCACGUGAUUGGCAUAUUUGUCCUGUUAACAGUAGCAAUUACAUGCUCUGUUUUCAUCUAUAAGCUCUUCAAGGUUGACCUGGUGCUUUGGUACAGGGAUUCUUGCUAUGAUUUUCGCCCCCCAAAAGCUUCAGAUGGAAAGACCUAUGAUGCAUACAUACUGUAUCCAAAGACCCUUGGGGAAGGGUCCACCUCUAACUCAGAUAUUUUUGUGUUUAAAGUCUUGCCUGAGGUCUUGGAAAAACAGUGUGGCUACAAGCUGUUCAUUUAUGGAAGAGAUGACUAUGUUGGGGAAGACAUUGUUGAGGUCACUAAUGAAAACAUAAAGAAAAGCAGAAGACUGAUUAUCAUUUUGGUCCGAGAAACCUCAGGAUUGAGCUGGCUGGGGAGCUCCUCUGAGGAGCAAAUAGCAAUGUACAAUGCUCUCGUUCAGGAUGGAAUUAAAAUUAUCCUGCUUGAGCUGGAGAAGAUCCAAGACUAUGAGAAAAUGCCGGAGUCCAUUAAGUUCAUUAAGCGGAAACAUGGGGCCCUACGCUGGUCCGGCGACUCUAGGAAGGGACCACAGUCUGCAAAGACGAGAUUCUGGAAGAAUGUCAGGUACCGCAUGCCGGUUCAGCGGCAGCUGCCUUCAUCCAAGUGCCAGUUACUAUCCCCGGCCACUAGGCCAGACUCAAAGGAGAAACUGCAAGGGGAGGUCCACGUGCCGCUCGGGUAGCUGGGAGCCGCGCAGCCAAGAGUUGCUUGGGUGCCUCCUGUCUUAGGGCCUUGCAGGCUGGGCUGUGCCUCCACUGACUGGACAGUCAUAAGAUGCACCUGCAUAGUCCCUUAUCCCCAAGGUCACCUGGAAUCAGAUUGUUAAGGGAGCAGGAUGUGACAAUAGCAGGCCAGGGCACUUCAGAGCAGAGGGCUCGGGAAGUCCUUUAAAAAGGCAACAAAUGCCCUGUCUGAAGGUUUGAACUUGCUGAGAGAAGACACUGGGACAACAAACGAGAGGAAAGAACGUGCAGGAGAUAGUUCCAUCUCCAGACGGUUUUAUGAAGUUGUCUGCAAUCGGAGGGUGGGGCUGAGACCCAGUCUGGGGACGGCAGGGUGAGUGGCCCUCCAGUGGCUCUCAUGGGCAGUUCUGCUGGUGAGUGAGACUCAUGUUUCAGGAAAGCACAAAUAUUCUUGGAGAACUUUCCGUUUGCCUUGCAUUUUCCAUGCACGUCAACAGCUAGCAGUCAGUUUCCAAAGACUGAAUUCCAUUUUCACAGACCUUUCAAACUGUCACUUCAGUGAACAAAGGGAGCCUCUAGGAUUCCAAGGUUUUGAAAUAACCUUAGCUUUCCACUGGAGAGAGAGAAUUUCAAAAGCACGAGUAGCAGAGAAUUGGUCCCCUCUUAGUGCUCUCUGCCCCCAGUGGCCAUUCUGUUCUACCUUACUCUUCUGCCCUUUUCUUGACUCGUUACUUCUUUGGAAGGACAACUUCCAAGUCACUUCCUGCCUCUGUUCUGUCACACGCAUGGCCCACAGAUUUAUCAUCCCUCAUCAAACGCUGUUCUCAUCUUCCCCCAGUCUUGCCAAAACACCUCCGAGGGGCUGCUCCUGGCUCAGGAGCUAAAGCCCAGAUCUCCCACUAGCAUUUCACCACCACCCCAAACCCCCAAUCUGUCCACACAGCUGUCCCCUCCUGUCCUGCUGUGUGAAUGCCCAGGUCAGCCUCCUGUGCCUUCGCACCCUAAGGGUAAAUAUUUCUUAGAAUUUAAAAAUUCUAAAUCUAAAAUUAUAUUUUAAAUGAAAGCAAAUUGGGUUUUUAGGUAUAGAAAAUUAUUUUUAAAGCUUGGUGAUAGUCCUCAGAAUAAUUAGAGAAAUCCUGGAAAACCUCAAAGCCAAGUUUAUGGGCCACUUACUGAAGGACAUGCCCAGUUUUAAAAGUUGUGUGAACAUGGACAGACCUUCUGGUUUUUGUAUUUUUAGUAUAUAGUAUUAUGGAUGAACAAAAGCUUUUAUUUGGUAUAUUUUUUCCCCCCAAAGUAGUCAGAACUAGACAACAGAGUUUAAUACUUUGACUCUUCUCUUUCCAUCUGUUUCUCUUGGAUCCAGUCGGAUGGCCCUGGUUAACACUGCUAUUCUGGAGCUGCUGAUAUAAAGGAAAGUGCCUUAUUUUCGUUUGGCAGCACACACAGACUGCAGCCAGAGUCUGCAGGGUUGGGAUGCAGGGCUGUCAUGUCCCAGAAAGCCUAUGAGAUGCUUUAAACGUAAUGUUGCUGAUCAGUUUUAGCCUGUCAUCUAUAAAAUAUAUUUGCAUGUGUAAUACCCCAAAAGCCAAUUCUGAAACAGAAUUAACGGCACAAUUGGCCAGGAAGUGAGGAGGGGGGAAAACAAGCAAGAAUUACCAGUGGCAGUGCUCCUGGAAUUUGGGGAGGGACAGGGAUCCAGGGAUGUGCCUGGUGGAGGAGGCGCCCAGCAGGAAAGUGCGAUGUCACGGUGUCACGGUGUGACUGCUGUGCCCACGGGAGGAUUCCGGAGGAAGGAGCCGCAUUCCUAGUUCCCUGGGAACUUCCUUUGUUUUAUUGUUUUCCCCGAAGCCUCUCUUAAGCUCUUCCUUUCAGGCCCUCCCCAUUAAUUAAAUUUUACUGCAUUAUCUGAUGGUAAUUUUUUUUUUGGUCAGCCUAAGUGUUUAGGAAAAGUUUGUAAAUGUACCAAGGUGUUUCAUUUCCAGUUGUCUAACCUGGCUUAGCAGAAUGUAUAUGUUCAUUCUCCUGCCUCUUUAUUUUACUUGCAAUAAGAGAAAAGGUAUUGAGCCAUUUUUUAAAGACAUUUUUGAUAAAUUAUAUUUGUACUGGUUAAUGAUGAAGGGUUUUUAAAGACUUGUUUGUAUAAUUCUGCAGCAGAUACAAAUAUUUUUAUAUAGUAAAACACCAGAUUCAUGUACAGCAUGUAUCAUUGAUCAAUGGACUUGACUUGUUUUCCAAUAAAAUUGUGAAAACCUGGUGUUGAG
Molecule: messenger RNA, 4548 nt
Organism: Equus caballus (horse)
Lineage: Eukaryota; Metazoa; Chordata; Mammalia; Perissodactyla; Equidae
Gene: IL1R1
Product: interleukin 1 receptor type 1
Biological process (GO): regulation of inflammatory response; interleukin-1-mediated signaling pathway
Molecular function (GO): interleukin-1, type I, activating receptor activity; interleukin-1 binding
Source: RefSeq, a predicted model, not a curated record